This is a messenger RNA of Trichoderma asperellum CBS 433.97, 1866 nucleotides long. The record is from RefSeq and is a predicted model, not a curated record. NCBI's taxonomy places the organism in Eukaryota, Fungi, Ascomycota, Sordariomycetes, Hypocreales, Hypocreaceae.
AUGCAUCGUGAUAUAGCAUCCGGCCGUUGGCUGUUUCUUCUAUCACCACUUGCAUUAGCUGCAUUGCUUCCACCGACUCCCGAGGGCUUUACAACCAUCCCGAGCACCUUAUUCCCUGGCGUCUCUAUCUCCUAUAAGCAGGCAAGCCUCCAUCACCCAAGGUAUCCCAUAUAUAAUACCCAAAUCUGCGAGACAACCCCAGACGUUAAAGCCUUUAGUGGAUAUGUCAACCUUCCUCCUAAUCUCAUCCCGGGCCAGGGCUACCCUAUCCACUCCUUUUUCUGGUUCUUUGAGGCUCGUGACGAUCCUGAGAAUGCGCCACUCUCCCUUUGGCUGCAGGGUGGCCCGGGUUCUCCAUCAGUUGUAGCGGCAUUAGGGGAAAACGGGCCAUGCUCUGUCCUCGCGGACUCGAGGGGGACAGUGCUGAACCCAUGGUCAUGGAAUAAUGACGCUAAUAUGCUAUAUCUAGACCAGCCUGUCCAGGUUGGCUUCUCGUAUGACUCGCUUAUUAACGGUACUAUUAACGAGCCGAAGUCGCCAUUCGCUGUUACCCCCAAGAACCUCUCUCUUGCAGAUCUAUCUCAAGAUACGAUAACUGCCGUUCCAGGGACAUUUGCAUCUCAGAGCGUUGCCCUGACAGCCAAUACAAGCUUCACCGCGGCGAGAACGAGCUGGUAUUUUUUGCAGACCUGGAUACAAGAGUUCCCCGAAUACAAGUUAAAAGACAACCAUCUAAGCCUCUGGGGAGAGUCAUAUGGCGGUCACUACGUCCCGACCCUAGCUGGCUAUAUCACCACUCAGAAUGAUGUCAUUGCUACUGAGAAUGCCUCGAUGACAGCCGCUAUCCCUUUGCAUAUCGAUGUUAUCGGCUUGGUAAACGCUUGUAUUGAUAACAGUGUCCAGACGCCGCUAUACCCUGUCUUCGCAUAUAACAAUACCUACGGUUUGCAGGUCAUUAACAACACUGAGUACCAGGAUGCCUUGGCUGCUGUGCCCCAGUGUCUCUACUUAACCGACGCUUGUCGAUGCCUGGCUAAUGAGCUGGACCCGGAGGGUUGGGGAAACAAUAAGAGAGUUAACCAAGCUUGCGAGACAGCAUACAAGUUCUGUUUUGGGCCCAUAUUGCAGCCCUUUAACUCUAAAGGGCAUGACCAAUUUGACUUCACUCAGUUAGCGCCAGACUCGUUUCCGCCCAAGUUUGCGGCAGGUUAUCUAAACUCGCGCGAGACACAGCUCGCGCUUGGUGUGCCGCUUAACUUCACAGGCCUCUCGUCUGCUGUGGCCCAGGUUUUUCUACAGACAGGCGAUUUCAUCCGGGGGCACAACCUCGAGCUCCUGGGAGGACUGCUUGAUAGUGGUAUUAGGGUCGCGCUUGUCUAUGGCGAUAGGGACUAUCAGUGUAACUGGUUCGGUGGUGAACAAAUUAGCCUAGCUAUUCAAUCAUCGUCAUCCGCAAGUUUCCGAUCCGCUGGCUAUGCCAGUAUCAGCACCAAUGACAGCUAUAUAGGUGGCGUAGUGCGCCAGCACGGGAACCUUUCGUUCUCGCGGGUCUUUGAUGCAGGGCACCAGGUCCCAUACUACCAGCCCGAGACAGCGUACCGUAUCUUUUCCCGUGCUAUGGCUGGCCUAGACAUCGCGACGGGCCAGGUUCUCCCCGGGGCUAAGUACUCUACCGUAGGGCCAAACAGCAGCUUCAGCAUUAAAAACAUAGUACCGAGGCCUUCAGAGCCACUAUGCUAUACGUGGGACAUUAUGGAAACAUGCACGCCGGCUCAGACGGCGCUACUAGCUAACGGGACAGCUAUAGUGCGGGACUUUAUCAUGGUAGGCUAUACGCUCCCGAACGGGACUGAGGUCAUGUACUGA